Molecule: messenger RNA, 351 nt
Organism: Penicillium alfredii
Lineage: Eukaryota; Fungi; Ascomycota; Eurotiomycetes; Eurotiales; Aspergillaceae
Product: L-rhamnose mutarotase
Exons: 3
Coding region: 1-351 (116 amino acids)
Molecular function (GO): racemase and epimerase activity, acting on carbohydrates and derivatives
Source: RefSeq, a predicted model, not a curated record
AUGCCCCAAGUUCGUCGCAUCGCUCAGAUUGUCCACCUCAAGCCGUCCGCGGUGGCCGCAUACAAAGAAUGCCACGCCAACGUCUGGCCCGAAGUUCUGCAGCAGAUCAAGGAUUGCAAUAUCAGAGAUUACUCGAUCUUCUUCGACAAUGAACGCACCCUAUUCGCGACGUUCAAGUAUAUCGGCUCGGACUUCGAGGGCGAUAUGGAGCGCAUGCGGGCGAACCCGAAGGUGAGGGAGUGGUGGGCGAUGACUGAUGGGAUGCAGGAGAGCCCGAUUCCUGGCGCCACGGGCAGCGCAAAUGGACCAAGAUGGUGGAAAGUGCUGGAUGAGGUGUUUCACACCGAAUGA